This is a messenger RNA of Enhydra lutris kenyoni (northern sea otter), 1392 nucleotides long. Its product is annotated as F-box and WD repeat domain containing 9. Gene Ontology annotation, cellular component: preribosome, large subunit precursor. The transcript has 10 exons. Gene Ontology annotation, molecular function: protein binding. The record is from RefSeq and is a predicted model, not a curated record. Lineage: Eukaryota; Metazoa; Chordata; Mammalia; Carnivora; Mustelidae. Bases 1 to 1380 code for a protein of 459 amino acids.
AUGGAGCUGCCCCCAGGGCCGCGAGACGAUCCCCGCGCCUGGGAAGAUGACUCGGACCCGGAGUCCGAGCCCGACCCCGACGCGCAGGCCGAGGCUUACGUGGCCCGAGUGCUCAGUCCGCCGAAAGUCGGAGAGGGGCCCCCACGCGCCCCUUUGCCAAUGUCCGCGCCCGUCGCAUCCCCUGGCGCCCUGGAGCCGCGGGCGGCGUCCAAGGGUGCGCCCGUGGGGGUCCCGGGACUGCUGAGCCUUCCUCCGGAGCUGCUGCUCGAGAUCUGCGCCUACCUAGACGCGCGCCUGGUGCUCCACGUCCUGCCACGCGUGUGCCACACGCUGCGCGACCUCGUGCGUGACCAAGUCACCUGGAGGCUACGCGCGCAGCGCCGCGUGCGCGCGCCCUACCCAGUGGUGGAAGAGAAGGACUUUGACUGGCCGACAGCCUGCAUCGAGCUGGAGCAGCACCUGUCACGCUGGGCGGAGGAUGGGCGCUGGGCUGAGUACUUCUGUUUGGCUGAUGGGCACUUUGCUUCCAUUGACUCGGUGCUGCUGCUCCAGGGCGGUGCGUUCUGUCUGUCGGGCUCCCGAGAUCGCAAUGUCAAUCUGUGGGACCUGCGGCAGCUGGGGGUGGAACCCAGCCAGGUUCUAGUCAAGGCCUUGGGCUCCGAGAAGAACAGCACCCACAAGGGUUGGGUGUGGUCGCUGGCAGCGCUGGACCACCGCGUGUGCUCUGGUUCCUGGGACAGCACGGUGAAGCUCUGGGACAUGGCAGCUGAUGGGCAGCAGUUCGGCGAGAUCAAGGGCAAGGCGGCUGUGCUGUGCUUGUCCUACCGGCCUGACAUCCUGGUGACUGGCACCUAUGACAAGAAGGUGACCGUCUACGACCCCAGAGUCGGCCCGGCCCUGCUGAAGAGCCGACGGCUGCACUCCAGUGCGGUGCUGGCGCUGCUGGCUGACGACCGGCACAUCAUCUCGGGCAGCGAGGACCACACGCUCGUGGUGUUCGACCGCAGGGCCAACAGCGUCCUGCAGCGGCUGCAGCUGGACUCCUACCUGCUCUGCAUGUCCUACCAGGAGCCCCAGCUCUGGGCUGGUGACAACCAGGGCCUGCUGCACGUCUUCGCCAACUACAGCGGCCGCUUCCAGCUCGUCCGGUCUUUUGACGUGGGCCACAGGUCUCAGAUCACAGGGAUCAAACACUCACUGGGGGCCUUGUACACCACAUCCACCGACAAGACCAUCCGGGUGCACGUGCCUACGGACCCACCGAGGACCAUCUGCACCCGAAGCCACAACAACGUGCUGAAUGGGAUCUGCGCAGAGGGCAACCUGGUGGUCGCUGCCUCUGGGGGCCUGUCACUGGAGGUCUGGAGGCUGCAGGCCUGAGCAGGAGGAUGC